This is a messenger RNA of Oppiella nova, 1262 nucleotides long. NCBI's taxonomy places the organism in Eukaryota, Metazoa, Arthropoda, Arachnida, Sarcoptiformes, Oppiidae. The record is from the annotation of a GenBank genome assembly.
AGUGUUGCCAAAAGUUGAUCACAUUUUGCGAAACUAAAUGUAAACACAAUUUAAAUUAGUUUUGAAUUAAUUGUGGGAAAUGUCUGUAAUGUUGUCAUUGAGGACAUGGAGGCGAUUGAUGCCAUCGAAAGACAUAUAUCUGAGACAAAAGCAUAUGAUUUCCUAUUUGUUGACAAAACUAAACGAUAGGAAACUAAUUGGUGUGAAAGGAGUCGAUUCUUACGAUUACAUCCAGGGUUUGGUGACCAAUGAUGUCAGACAUUUGUGUCCAACCCUUGAGACGAGUGUCACUCACGACUGCAUCCACUCUUUUAUGUUAAACACAUCCGGAAGAGUGAUAACCGAUGUCUUUGUCUAUAAAUGCGAUGAAAUUGAUGUUAAAACAAAACAAUUGUUUAUUGAAAUUGAUUCACAAUUACUGGAAUCGAUCACAAAGUUCUUGAAGUCCUAUAGAAUUCGCCGAAAAGUCGAUAUCGAUGUGAGAAAUGACUUCGAGACCAGUUUUGAGUCUUUGAAUACCAAAGACUUGAUGGCAGUAAGAGAUCCGAGACUUAAAGAACUCGGGUUUCGGUUAUUAGUUAACAAUAAACUCAAUGAUAACGAGAAUGAUGUGAAAGAAAGGAUUAAAAACUUUCUGAACUCAAAGUCCGUUGAAUAUAACGAAACAAAUGGCGAUAAUUACGUGAAAUAUCGGUAUCGUUUGGGUGUCGGCGAAGGCGUCAAAGACUUUCCCAUUGAGUCCUGUUUUCCACUCGAAUGUAACGGAGAUUUUCUUCACGGAAUCAGUUUUCAUAAGGGCUGUUAUGUGGGACAGGAGUUGACGGCACGUAUAUAUCACACGGGAGUCAUUCGUAAGCGACUUAUGCCCAUAGAAAUAAUUGGUGACAAAGAAGUGCCGCAAAGUAUAGCCAUUCAGACCGUCACCGCAGAUGAGUCCAAAAAUGUGGGCAAAUUUCGAUGCAAUAGCGGGACCUAUGGAUUGGCUCUCUUGCGGUUCGAGGAUUGUCUCAAAUCUGAUAAAUUGCUUUUGAGUGAAAGCGGGCUAACCAUCCGAUGCACUAAACCCUUUUGGUGGCCAAAAGAGCACAGAAUCGACCACAAGAAUAUCGUUAAGAACUCAUAACCUGUUGCACGACUGACCUCACAAUCAUAUACUCUUUUAGUAAAACAUUGUCUUAGAAAAUGAUUUAUAAAUUGUUAACUAAUAUUAAAUGAAAAAUUAACUCAAAUUUAAAUUAAAGUUUCGAUAAGUUUGCAGAAAA